This is a messenger RNA of Lepisosteus oculatus (spotted gar), 1384 nucleotides long. The record is from RefSeq and is a predicted model, not a curated record. Lineage: Eukaryota; Metazoa; Chordata; Actinopteri; Semionotiformes; Lepisosteidae.
GGAGCUGAGAGCGCGCUCGGCUCCUCGUUGCAACAGCGGCCACCCCAGCAGAAACAGAGAAGUCCUGUCCGACUGGUACGAGUGGUGUCCUCUUGCACAAAGUCUGUGCACCUGGUAACAGUUCGUGUGCGCAAAGCAAGUUGAUGUGUCUUUCCUGCCGAUGUCUUUGCGUUAAUGCUUAUUGCCGAAGCCAACGUGACCUGGUGUGAGACUUGCUUCUUGCCUCGAAUGUAAAACGCUUUGCUCUGCUAGGGGCCAAUGCGACAGGAUGAAGGACGCUCUGAUGUUUGUUUGCCUGUCUGUGACCGUGGUCUACCUGAGGACGGACUUGCCUGAAGACGAGGCGAGUCCGAACGGGAUUGCAGCGAAAGUCUUGGGCGCCUUGAGGUUCCGUCAAUUAGACGGGAAUAAGACCUACAUUCGCAGCAACGGGGAACUGGCCAGCGACACCCUCACCGAGGCUGCCUUCGAGAUCUCUGACCCCUUACACCUGCUCAGCUCCGCGUCCUUCUCCUACACCUGGGACCUGGGGGACGGACAUGUGGUAGUGAGCACAGAGUCCUAUGUGCAUCACACCUACUCCUGCUCGGGGAACUACACCAUGAGACUGAAGGUGGAAGCGUACUGGACUGAGAGAGAGGACAGCCCCCCGCUGACUCUGUGCUGGGCGAUGGUGCCAGACUGCGGCCCGGCGCCGCCCGUGCGGUGCCACCUGGUCAGGCUGCAGGGCACCACGCUGAGCCUGCGCUACACCUUCGGCAGCGCCGGCAGGUACUGCCUCCGCCUGACCGCCAGGAACCACGUCAGCCUGCUGCAGACCUUCCACGCCUUCACCGUGGGCAGCGACGCGACCCAGCACGUGCUCUUCAUCCUGCCCUGUGCCACACUCAUCCUCAUCACCCUCGGCUUCAUCGUCUUCACCGCCUGCCGCCCCCGCCGCUUCACUCACAAGCACAGGGUGGAGGAGGCCAAUUUUGAUUUCACCGCCCGCUUGAACAAAGUCUCGCCCAGCAGCGCGGAAUUGGAGAUCUCCCAGGAAUUGGCCGGAUCCACUUGCUCCGCUUCUGUGCCGCUGGCGGGGAAGGCUGGUAGAGAUGAGGAGGCCACUCCUCUCCUGGGCAACCCGGGAGGCCCUGUGGUGACGUACCUUAUCUGACCACUGCCCCGCCCUGUGGUCACUGCCUGCUUACCUGCCUGAAUCCAGGCAUCACGAUUGAUCCCAGAAGGCCAUGCGCGGAGUGCUGAGGCUUUAGUGGAGAGCUCCACGAGGGUAUGCGCACGCUGCUCUUUGAGCGCUGCGCAUUGAAGAUUAAAGAUGUUUCUGUAAUGAGAGGCUCGUAUUAAGAGUUUCGGUGGGCACCACACAGUGAGAACUUAUUGAAUU